AUGUCGGGAACACAACCAGCAAGUGGUGGCGAGCACCGAGACUUUUCCCGCGAUGCUUUGUUUGAUCUCUCGGGCAAGGUCGCUCUCGUAACAGGUGGUGGCUCUGGCAUCGGCCUCAUGGCCACUCAAGCCCUCGCUGUCAACGGCGCAAAGGUCUACAUCACCGGCCGCACAAAGGAGAAGCUCGACACCGUCGUCGAGAAGUACGGCAAGAACAUCGCCGGCGAGAUCAUCCCCAUCCAAGCCGACAUCGGCAACAAGGAGGGUAUUCAGAAGCUCUACGAGGAGUACUCCUCCCGGGAGAACUGCCUCUGCAUUCUCGUCAACAACGCUGGUAUCUCAAGCAACUCUUUCCAGGUCGAGGCCGAUUCUGCGCAGGAGAUGAAGGAGAACCUCUUCGACAACAAGGAUGCUACAUUCGAGGACUGGAACUCGACGUACAACACCAACGUUACGGGCAUGUACUUCACCACUGCUGCUUUCUUGCCGCUUUUGCAGAAGAGCAGUGAGAAGCAUCAGGGCUGGAGUUCAACUGUCAUCAACAUCAGCUCCAUCAGCGGUCUUAUCCAGAAGUCUCAGCAUCACUUUGCCUACAACGCCUCCAAGGGCGCAGCCGUGCAUCUCACACGCAUGCUCGCCGCCGAGAUCGUGAGCAACAAGCUCAAGAUCCGCGUCAACGGUAUUGCGCCUGGUGUCUUCCCCUCCGAGAUGACCACCGAUGGAAGUGAUGAGGCGCAGAAGAGCUUCAUCCCCAAGGAGAAGUAUGCUGAGAAGGUUCCCGCUGGACGGGCUGGCAAGGAUCAGGAUAUGGCUGCUACAGUGCUGUUCUUUGCUACGAACCAAUACUUGGUGGGACAGACUGUUGCUGUUGAUGGUGGCUACACUAUUGCCGCUGGUCAGUAA
This is a messenger RNA of Fusarium proliferatum ET1, 903 nucleotides long. RefSeq lists its product as uncharacterized. Bases 1 to 903 code for a protein of 300 amino acids. Gene Ontology annotation, molecular function: oxidoreductase activity. Lineage: Eukaryota; Fungi; Ascomycota; Sordariomycetes; Hypocreales; Nectriaceae. The transcript is spliced from 2 exons. The record is from RefSeq and is a predicted model, not a curated record.